GCUGCUGGUCGACGGGCUAGGAGGGAUGGUUCUAAGAAUCGACGACGCCUCGCUGCCCCCGUCUCACUCGUACCUCCCACUGGUACGGCUGCAGGGUGCUCUGAAGGUACCACAGAAGGUGCCGUCUUCUCUCCCCCUGGUUGUGUUGCCGCUGUCGCGGGAGUGGUGGGUGCUGCUGCUGCUGGUUCGCUCCUGUAAGAAGCAAGUGAUAGCCUCUUCAGUUAGUAGUACGAAGUGUGCGCAGGUCAAACGAGGACACUAA
Molecule: messenger RNA, 262 nt
Organism: Hydatigera taeniaeformis
Lineage: Eukaryota; Metazoa; Platyhelminthes; Cestoda; Cyclophyllidea; Taeniidae
Source: the annotation of a GenBank genome assembly